GUUCCACCUAAUAUUAGGCAAGAACUUUUACAAAAAUUUCCUAUAUCAAGUCAAACAAAAAAAACUAAAGCAGUAUUAGAUAUUAUUACUGGCGUACAACCACAAAUUAAUAGUAAAUUUCAAAUUAUGAAUACAAUGGAUCCUGGACAAGAAGAAUUAUGUCAUAAAGCAUUAACUCGAUUUUUUGUAUGCUGUGGAAUUCCUUUUUGGACUGUCGAACAUCCAUUUUUUUUGGAUUUUUGUAAAAAUUUGAGUAUAUCAUACAAACCACCCAAUAGAAAAGCUUUAAGCAAUACUUGGCUCAAUUAUGAAACAAUAAGAAUUACAGUCGCUAUGCAAAAAGAUCUUCAAAAUGAAAAAAAUCUUACAUUAGACGGAUGGACAAGCAAUCGUGGUUACUCUUAUUUUGCUUUUAUUAUUAUAACUGCUAACAGAAAACAAUAUGUACAUUCGAUUAAGGAUUUUUCUAGUGAAUCACAUACUGCAAUUUUUACUGCUAAUGAAAUUGAAAAGGUUUUAACAGAUAUUGGUGUAGAUAAAUUUGGAGCUAUAGUAUCAGAUGCUGCUUCAGCUAUGACACUUGCCAAACAAUAUAUUUCCAAUAAAUAUCCAGCAAUUUUACCUGUUAGAUGUAUUGCACAUCAUAUUCAGUUGAUUUGCAAUGAUAUUAUUUGUAAAACUUCAUUUGGAAAAAAAGUAUUACAACAAUGUCAAUCGUUUAUAACAUAUUUUUAUACAUCUCAUCGUUCUGGAGCAAUUUUACGUAAUGAAAUAACUCGUUUGAUGAUAAAUAAAGGUGGAUUAAAAAGUUCUGUUUGUUCACGCUGGUCAUCUGCAUAUGAUUGCGUACAAUCAGUUCUUAAUACAGAAAUUUGUAUUAAACAGAUUUUAGAAGAUGAUAGUACGGCUUUAACACCAGAAUUAAGAGAUCUUACACGAAAUCGGCAAUUUUGGGCCAAUGCAGAAGUUUUAGCAAAAAUAUUGUUACCUGCUAAAAAUGCAGUUAAGAUAGUUGAAUCAAAGUCUACAACAACUGCUAAUGUUUUUUUAUUUCUUGUUCAAAUGGCAUCUACUAUUAAUAUUCUUAAACAAAAUAAUUCAUUAGAACAUGUUGAAUUUAUUAAGCAAUGCAUUCAGUUUUAUAACAAACGAUGGAAAGAGUUUGAUAUAAAAACUUAUCUUUUAGCAUACUUUCUUCACCCAAAGUAUCGAGGAAAAGGUAUAAAAGGUUCUUUGUUUCAUCAAAUGUUAUAUACUGCGCUUGAAAUAUGGAAAAAAAUUGGUAAAGGAGGAAUAGAAAUCGCAAAUAUUAGGUGGAACCUUUUUACAAGUUAUAACCAAAUGU
Racocetra persica is the source of this 1345-nucleotide messenger RNA. Lineage: Eukaryota; Fungi; Glomeromycota; Glomeromycetes; Diversisporales; Gigasporaceae. The record is from the annotation of a GenBank genome assembly.